GAGGAGAAGCAGAAGGUUUCUCAAACCGGAAAGCAAGUUCUCCAAAGAAAAAUGAGCACCAAAGGAAAAGUUAUUAAAUGCAAAGCAGCCAUUGCCUGGGAAGCAGGAAAGCCCCUUAGCAUUGAAGAGGUUGAGGUAGCUCCUCCCAAGGCUCAUGAAGUUCGAGUUCAGAUAAUUGCCGCUAGCGUAUGCCGUUCGGAUACCUAUGUGAUCAAUCCUGCAUUUAAAGAGGGUCUACUCCCUGUGAUCCUUGGCCAUGAGUGUGCAGGAAUUGUUGAAAGUGUUGGGCCAGGAGUGAACAACUUCAAACCAGGUGACAAAGUAAUUCCACUUUAUGUACCUCAUUGUAGAAAAUGCAAGUUCUGCCAGAGUCCACUCACAAACUUUUGUACAAAAUUCAGUGAACAUAAAAACCCUAUAAUUGAACAAGAACUAAUGGACGACAAAACCAGCAGGUUUACCUGCAAAGGAAAAUCAAUUUACCAUUUCCUAGGAAUCAGUGCCUUCUCUCAGUACACUGUGGUAAAAGAUAUCAAUCUUGCCAAAAUAGAUGAUGAUGCAAAUUUAAAGAGAGUUUGUCUGAUUGGAUGUGGGUUUUCUACUGGCUACGGGGCUGCAAUCAACGAUGCCAAGGUCACCCCUGGUUCUACAUGUGCAGUCUUUGGCCUAGGAGGUGUAGGCCUUUCUGCUGUAAUAGGCUGUAAAACAGCAGGAGCUUCCAGAAUCAUAGCUGUUGACAUCAACAGUGACAAGUUUGCAAAGGCCAAAGCCCUGGGAGCCACUGACUGCCUCAAUCCUAGAGAACUGAAUAAACCUGUCCAGGAUGUCAUUGUUGAGAUGACCAACGGAGGUGUGGAUUUUGCUAUUGACUGUGCAGGUGGAUCAGAAGUCAUGAAAGCAACCGUGGACUGUACAACAGUAGGCUGGGGAUCGUGUACUUUUGUUGGAGUCAAUGUAAAUGACAAAGGAUUGACUAUUUCUCCAGUGGAACUAAUAUUGGGCCGUACUUUAAGAGGAUCAAGCUUUGGCGGUUGGGAUGUAGAUACUGUCCCAAAGCUGGUUUCUGACUAUAAGAAUGGGAAAUUCAAUCUGGAAGCAUUGGUGACCCAUACCCUGCCAUUUGAAAAAAUCAAUGAGGCACUGGACCUAUUGAAACAAGGAAAAAGCAUCCGAACCAUCCUGAUCUAUUGAAGAUGUCAGAGGCAAUUUGGAACACUAUGUGAAUAUGAACCUGCCAACUGAUUACCUAAAGUGAUGAAUCAAGGAAAACUAUGAAUUUAAACAAAUAUUUGCCGUUAGUAUCUCAACAUAUAAUAGCUAUAAAUAAUACAGAAUUUGUCAUCAUAAAAUAUAUAAUGGUUUCCAUGUUAAAUGACUAUAGUAAAUGAAAUACUUUUGAAUGGAAUCUCAUGAUGUUUAGGAAUUGUUUAAAAUUAGCUCUGCAGAGGAGAGGGGGGAAAUGAGUGGAUAAUAAAACCAGACUGAACAUAUUCUACAAUGGUAUAGGUAGGUUAUGAAUAUACGGGGUUUCAUUACACUGUUCUCCCACUUUUGUCUAUGUUGAAAACUUUCCAUAAUAAAAAGGUACAUACUAGGGGUCAGUGCUGUGGCAGAGCAGAUAAAGCUACUGCCUGCAGUGCCAGCAUCCCAUAU
Messenger RNA from Oryctolagus cuniculus (rabbit), 1653 nucleotides. It is a transcript of the gene ADH2-2, whose product is annotated as alcohol dehydrogenase class-2 isozyme 2. The record is from RefSeq and is marked provisional. Gene Ontology annotation, cellular component: cytosol. Gene Ontology annotation, biological process: formaldehyde catabolic process. NCBI's taxonomy places the organism in Eukaryota, Metazoa, Chordata, Mammalia, Lagomorpha, Leporidae. Gene Ontology annotation, molecular function: alcohol dehydrogenase (NAD+) activity; zinc ion binding; S-(hydroxymethyl)glutathione dehydrogenase [NAD(P)+] activity.